Molecule: messenger RNA, 327 nt
Organism: Ilex paraguariensis (yerba mate)
Lineage: Eukaryota; Viridiplantae; Streptophyta; Magnoliopsida; Aquifoliales; Aquifoliaceae
Source: the annotation of a GenBank genome assembly
AUGGGCCGGGUUUUGGCUGAUUGCAGUGGAGGCUCGCAACAUGACAGGCCAAUUUUUGGCCCGGUUCCGGUAUCGAGUCAAAUUUUCCAGUCCGGGCACGGCAUCAUGGCCAAGGAACAAGAUGAUCAUGUCGAAGAUGAGUCCUUCCCACACAAAAAACGUGACUUGGGCAAUGGCAACAUCAUGGCCAAGGAACAAGAUGAUCAUGUCGCAGAUGAGUCCUUCCCACACAAAAAACGUGACUUGGGCAAUGGCAAGUUGCUGUGCCAGGCGGCUAGCAAGAAUUGGCAGCAGUUGGGUACAUAUGCAGACAACAUCAGCUCAUGA